Messenger RNA from Elephantulus edwardii (Cape elephant shrew), 501 nucleotides. RefSeq names its product elongation factor 1-gamma-like. The coding region runs from base 1 to 501 and encodes 166 amino acids. Gene Ontology annotation, biological process: translational elongation. The record is from RefSeq and is a predicted model, not a curated record. The transcript is spliced from 2 exons. NCBI's taxonomy places the organism in Eukaryota, Metazoa, Chordata, Mammalia, Macroscelidea, Macroscelididae. Gene Ontology annotation, cellular component: cytoplasm; nucleus.
AUGGCGGCUGGGACCUUGUACACAUACCCCGAAAACUGGAGGGCCUUUAAGGCCCUCAUCGCCGCUCAGUACAGCGGGGCUCAAGUCCGCGUGCUCUCCGCACCACCCCACUUCCAUUUCGGCCAAACCAACCGCACCCCUGAAUUUCUCCGCAAGUUUCCUGCCGGCAAGGUUCCAGCUUUUGAGGGUGACGAUGGAUUCUGUGUGUUUGAGAGCAAUGCCAUUGCCUAUUACGUGAGCAAUGAUGAGCUGCGGGGAAGUACCCCAGAGGCAGCAGCCCAGGUGGUGCAGUGGGUGAGCUUUGCCAACAGCGACAUCGUUCCCCCAGCCAGCACUUGGGUGUUUCCCACCUUGGGCAUCAUGCACCACAACAAGCAGGCUACAGAGAAUGCUAAGGAGGAGGUGAGGCGAAUUNNNNCGCUGGUUCGAGAGUACUUCUCCUGGGAGGGGGCCUUCCAGCACGUGGGCAAGGCCGUCAAAGAGGGCAAGAUCUUCAAGUGA